UUAUUUACUUAUUUAUUGACUCAUUCAUCGGGCUUAGCACAGAAUUCUCCACAUAUAGAAAGUAUUUAACGAGUGCUUGUUGAUUGACUGGUUGAUGUUAUUGAGGAGGUUCCUGCUCUGGGAAGGUGGGACCAAAUGGACCUUGAAUUAUUCAGCUCUUUAAGAGUUGGUGGUAUUGGCUAUCUCUCUGAGGCAGUGACUAGACUUGAAUCAGGCAAAGCCCAACUUCAAAUUUUGCUUAUGACCAGGGACAAGUUCCUUAAUCUCCAUGAGCCCCAAAGUUCACAUAUGUAAAAUGUACUCAUAGUUCUUACUACGAAGUCUCGAGGACCAAAAAUAAUGCACACAAGCCCUUUACAAACCUUCCGUUCCCAUCUAAACGUCUUUCUUAUCCCCUCUAUUUUCAAACCCCACCUCUUACCCCUUAUUCUUCCGCUGGCUCCAGUUUCCCAGUAGGGACAAAGGGCACUGUCCUUGGUGGAGGCCACAGUUCACCCCAUCCCAUCAACCCCCUCAGUCUAAAGUGGGCGGGAGCUCUUAGGGAAAACUCAGCCUCGCACCUAAGUAAGCCUUUUAUAAAUGCAGAUUGGAUUGGGUUGGAUUGAAGUAGCAAUCAAAGGACUGGGGAGCAGGACGAGGAUUAAAGGCCGAGGACCUCUUGGGAAUUAGGGAGGAGGGGGCCAGGUUUAGGGAACUGGUUGGGGGCGGGGGAAGCCUCGGGACAGGCGGGCCUUCGGGAGGGGCGGCAUAGUUCGUGAGAGUCUGGACUGCCUCAUAAGAGAGAGCCGGAUGAGUAGGGGAAAGGUCCCCACGGGAAUUAAAGCCCAUCCUUCCAGCGCAGCCAGCCCCAGGGGACACGAGGGGGAGCAGCUUCCUGGCCCUGAGAAACCGGACCAUCCUGUCACUGUGAGUAUCACUCUAUGUCUGGCGUUUUCCAACUCUGGCUCUGUGUCUGCCCGUCUCUUUGUUCCUGUGUACCCCCUUGACGUCUGGGUUUGUCCUCUAGUGUCUGUCGGCAUCCCCGGGGAUGCGUGGAGGGAAGGGAUGGGGAGGCUGUAGGUGUCCGGGCAGGGAAAUGAGGCUCCUCCUGAUGGCUGACUCCUCCUUCCCAUCGCUUACUCCCGUGGUCCCUCAAGCCUGGUCUGCCCCUCUCUGGGAUGUUCACUUAAGCGCUUAUUAAAAGCACCUAUUAAAGGCAUCAUUAUACUAGUUCCCUUGGAGUUAGAUGCCUCCUGGCCACUUCUCUCUGCGCUCCAGCGCCUUCACCGCAGGCCACAUGGGUUCUAACAGCCUGGGCGCGGAGAGCGAAAGGACCAGGCUAGGUUACAGCGUGAUGCAGGGCCCCGGAGCUUAGCGCCUCGGACCCGCACUUGGCCCUCAGCCGGCGCUGGGGGAAACGUCUUGCUUGGAGCUCGGUGUUUCCUCUCCGAGGCCAGUCCCGACCAUAUCAGCUGGAAGAGGGCAGUCUCGAAGGGAGCAGGCCGGGGGCGCGGGUGGCAGGGGCGAGCUCUCGGGAAGGGAUCCCACCCGGCCUGAAGGAGGCCAGCUGUUCCUUAGCCGCCCAGAAGCCGGGAUGGAUCCUGUCUCCUCCUCUGGGAACAGCUCAGCCCCGCCCCCGCCCCCUGGCCCGCACCCAGGUCUGAGCCAAGCCCGCCCAAGCCUCGCUCUCCCCGCCCAGUCCGAUGCGGGCACAGCUCUGGAGGAGGAGCGCGCUUCACGGGCUCCGGAGACGCGGCUCGCUAUAGCCAAAGCCGCAGGCAGGGCUAGGACCCAGACCCGGGGCUCGAGCCUGUGAGCGGUUUCUUUCCCGGUGCCCAGUAUGGUGAAGUAGCCAAUCAUUGGUGAAGCGCCUCAAGAGGCUAAGAACCACGAGGAGGAGGAGGUGGGGAAUCGGGCCGCCAUGGAGCCGCCUCCGGCGCUCCAGGCUGCCUUGGUUAGUGAGGUGAUCGCACUGCACUACAACUACACGGGGAAACUGAACUGGGCCCGCUACGAUCCGGGCGGAGGCUUGCGCGUAGACGCCGCAGUCUUCCUGGCAAUAUGUGGCCUCAUCAUCCUGGAGAACCUGGCAGUUCUGCUAGUCCUGUGGAGCCACAAGAAGUUCCAUGCGCCCAUGUACCUGCUUUUAGGCAGCCUGACCCUCUCCGACUUGCUGGCCGGUGCCGCCUACACGGUCAACCUCCUAUUGUCUGGGGCCCGCACCUUGCACCUGUCGCCCGCUCUCUGGUUCGCCCGCGAGGGCGGGGUCUUCGUGACGCUGGCUGCCUCGGUGCUCAGUUUGCUAGCCAUAGCGCUGGAGCGACACUUAACCAUGGCGAGCCGCCGGCCCGCGCCCAUACACCGGCGGGGCCGCACGCUGCUGCUGGCGGGAGCCGCGUGGCUGGCGUCCCUGCUGAUCGGGCUCCUUCCCGGCCUCGGCUGGAACUGCCUAGGCCGGCUGGCGCAGUGUUCCACGGUGCUUCCCCUCUAUGCCAAGCCCUACGUGCUUUUCUGCGUAAUUGUCUUCCUAGUCAUUCUGGUGGCUAUCUUCGCGCUCUAUGCUCGCAUCUAUUGUCAGGUACGCGCCAACACGAAGAAGCUGCGCCUUCGGGCUACGUCUGCAGGGUCCCGGCGCCUGCCCAAGUCGCUGGCGCUGUUGCGCACAGUGACCGUGGUACUGCUGGCGUUCGUCGUGUGUUGGGGACCCCUCUUCUUGCUGCUGCUGCUGGAUGUAGCGUGUCCGGCGAGAGCCUGCCCCAUACUCCUGCAGGCGGACUAUUUCCUGGGGUUAGCUAUGGCCAACUCGCUGCUCAAUCCCAUCAUCUACACGCUUACUAACCGGGACCUGCGCCGUGCGCUCCUGCGCCUCUUCUGCUGUUACCGUUCCUGCUGCUGCUGCUACUGCUGCAGGCCCCUGCGCCCAGGGCCAGGUGGUGGCGAGCCUGUAGCCAAAGCGCGCUGGCGGCUAUCCUCCAUCCUGGAGUGCAGCACCAGCAAGUCGGAGCGCUCCUCCAACAGACACGAAGGGUUGGACACUAGCGUCUCCACAGGCAACGCCACGCCCACGCCCGUUUAAGACUAGCGUCAGAAGAUCAUAGACUAUUUCCCGACCCCUCUUCAGGACCCAGUCCUCUCCUCCUGCACUAUUUUCAGAUGACUGGCUUGUUUUGUUUUAUUUUGAAAAUUAAAUAAAGUAAUUUGUAAUAGAAUGUCUAAA
Molecule: messenger RNA, 3196 nt
Organism: Antechinus flavipes (yellow-footed antechinus)
Lineage: Eukaryota; Metazoa; Chordata; Mammalia; Dasyuromorphia; Dasyuridae
Gene: S1PR5
Product: sphingosine-1-phosphate receptor 5
Exons: 2
Coding region: 1901-3055 (384 amino acids)
Biological process (GO): G protein-coupled receptor signaling pathway
Cellular component (GO): membrane
Molecular function (GO): sphingosine-1-phosphate receptor activity
Source: RefSeq, a predicted model, not a curated record